AUGCGGAUUGUUUUAGCAUUGGCCUGUUUCGUGGCCGCGUGUCGCGCCGCAUUCAGUGCCGAGGAGCUCACGGAGCGGCGGUUGCGGACUCCAUCGGGAAUCAUACCUGUCAAGUCAAGCGAGUUUGACAGUUUCUUCGAGGGAGAAAAGGAUUAUUUCCUUGUCUCGUUCUUGACGGCACAGACAAACCAGAAAUGCCAGCUGUGCCGUUAUUUCCAGCUCGUGUACGAAACAGUUGCGCGCUCGUUCUAUGAAUCGAACCCGUCGUUCCAGAAAGUGUUUUUUCUCUCUGUCGAUGCGAGCGACAACAUUGCACACUUCCAAAAGUACAACAUCAGCACUGUGCCACACCUCUGGGUAUACCCUAUUUCCUCUUUAAUAUACAAGCCUGCUGAUAGCGACGAUGCGUUUGACAAAAGAAUCCCAAUGCCAGAGAGCUUGUCCAUUGUGAGCGAGCACUACACCUAUCCAAUAACGGACACCAUUAAGCAGGCGGAUCAGGAGCUCCGAUUUGCCACAUUUUUGGGCGAGCUCACCCAAACAAAAAUCGUGAUCAACAAGCCAAUGGACCUGGUGCUGGCAUUGAAGUACUGUGCUGGCUUCUUCGUUCUGUUCAGGGUUCUAAGGUCUAGAAAAGAGAAGGUGCUCGGCAAAAUUAAGAAUGGAACAGCAGUGCUGGUCCUAAGCAUCAUUGCAAUAUACAUAUGCUUUUCCGGCGUGAACUUUGCUGUGCAAAGAAACGUGCCGUUCUUGGUCAAGGACAAAGACGGGAGCCUCAAAUAUCUGACCCCCGGAGUCCAGAACAUGAUAGGGGCGGAGGUCACACUAUCAAUAGCGUUCCAGAUGAUAUUUUCGCUUCUUCUAUGGCUCCUAAUCCAAGGUAUUCCAAGAAUCCCAAAGGAAAACCAGGCUGUCGGCAUGCUCCUUUUUGCUGCCAUGCUCUUCAUCACCUACAACUUAUUCACCAGCAUGUUCAAAGCUAAAGACCCCGGUUAUCCAUUCACAUACCUUUAUAUACCUAUCUUCUAG
This is a messenger RNA of Ogataea angusta, 1029 nucleotides long. RefSeq lists its product as uncharacterized. Gene Ontology annotation, cellular component: oligosaccharyltransferase complex. The record is from RefSeq and is a predicted model, not a curated record. Bases 1 to 1029 code for a protein of 342 amino acids. The transcript has a single exon. NCBI's taxonomy places the organism in Eukaryota, Fungi, Ascomycota, Pichiomycetes, Pichiales, Pichiaceae.